AUGGGAGCACAAGCAGGAAGGGUCUCCGACCACCUCCGACCGCCCACGGGCCUUCGCGCGAGGGCCAGGGGGGGAUUUCUGGACGCGUGCGCCAGCUCCCAGACAUAUUCCAGCGCCAGGGUGCCUUCCAGGAGAGGGACGCACAGGGUCAUGCUGCAGCCUCGGGACAAAUUUUCUCCGAACGCCGCCACGCACGACAGUGCCAAUCUACACUGUGCUGGGGAUGCCCCACACCCAUGCCACCCUUCAUUCUGUAGCGUGGUGCUCGGCUGCCUUCGGCGGACUGGAAAGACCCUGGGCGGCUGA
Prorocentrum cordatum is the source of this 306-nucleotide messenger RNA. NCBI's taxonomy places the organism in Eukaryota, Dinophyceae, Prorocentrales, Prorocentraceae. The record is from the annotation of a GenBank genome assembly.